AUGUCUGACCAGCCAAGUUCAUCUCAACAUUCUCAUUCAGUGUUCCUGAAUGCCGCCUCAAACUUCGAUCCACAAAAUUGGAUUCGAAGAUAUAACCACAAUCAGAAUCUAUAUCCAAAUGGGUGAGUUUAUUUUUUUUUUUGAAAAAAAAAUUGGCGGGAAAAUUCAAAAUUCAAAAAUUCCGAAUAAUAAAGAGAGUACAGAGAAAAAUUGAUAGAUUAAUUUAUUUAUCGAUUUUUUGUUAGGCUUGAGAUAAGCAAGUUUCUCUUUUUCUUUAAAAGAAAAAAAGGUUUUACACAAAAUUGUGGUUUUUGACGUCAAAAUGUAAGUUUGGAACAUCAAAAAUGCGCCAAAACUGCAAAAAAUGCUUGCUAGGCACUUGAGAACUAGGAUUUAUAGGUGAAAAAUGAUGAAAAUCGCAUCAUUUCACCUUGGAAAUUGGUUAAAAUCACAAAUUUUUCCACCAAAACCUCUUCAAAUUCCAGAAGUUCCGAAGACGACGAACUAAUCCUAAGCGAUUAUGCUCUUGAAGAAAUCCCACCUCGAUAUUUUUGCGAACAAGAAGACGAAGGCUACCAUCCACAUAACAUCGAAUCAAUGAAUUUGACGAAAAACGCGUUCAGCACAAAUUUAAAGGGUCUUUCAACAUUUGUCAAUCUCGUCACUUUGGAUUUAUCCGAUAAUUUUUUGACAAAUUUACCGGAUGAUAUAGGACAACUCAAGUUUUUGCAAAAAUUGGCGGCGAGAAAUAAUUUGUUGGAGGGAUUGCCGAAGACGAUGUGCGAGUUGGAGCAUAUCGAGGAGAUUUAUUUGCCAGGAAAUCAAAUUGGUAAGUGUUUUUGGGAAGUUUUGCUGAAUUUUGAAGUUAGAAAAUCGAGAUUCCGGCUUUCAUAGAUCCAAAAACCAUUCAAGGCAAAGAAAAAAUGGGCGGAGCUUCAAAAAUGUGAUUUUUGGCGCGAAACUUAAGCUCUGGGAUAAAGAAAUGGAAUUUUCUAAUGUUUAGAAUCAAAAAAUCACGAAUUUUCGUAAUUUUUGCAACGUGGCAAUGAAAAAUUCCGAUUUUUCAUGUUCAGAUUCAAAAAAUUCGGAAUUUCUGCCACGUGGAAAUGAAAGUUCGCAAUUUUUCAUGUUUAGACUCAAAAAAUUCGGAAUUUCUGCCACGUGGCAUCGAAAAAUUCGGAUGUUUCAUGUUUAGACUCGAAAAAUCACGAGUUUUCGUGAUUUUUGCCACGUGGCAUAUAAAAAGUUGCAAUUUUUCAUGUUCAGACUCAAAAAAUUCGGAAUUUCUGCCAAGUGGCAUUGAAAAUUCGCAAUUUUUCACGCUAAGACUCGAAAAAUCACAAAUUUUUCAUAGGCCAAGCUUUUUUUCUCGAUCUACUUACAAAACCUCUUCCAAUUUUGCAGAUUGCAUUCCCCCAGUCAUCUUCAACAUGCAAAAACUGCGAGUCCUUCACCUUGGAGGAAAUAAAAUCGACACUCUUCCCUACGCCCUGGGCACUUUAAAAUGCCUCGAGUUACUGUAUCUCGGUGGCAAUCGUUUGUCUGAAAUUCCAGCCACAAUCGGAUGUUUAUAUCGAUUGAUCUCAUUGACAUUGUGCGACAAUCAAUUGGAAACAAUUCCAUCAACUUUGGGCGAUUUGCAUCAUUUGGAGAAUUUGGCAUUGCAUAAUAAUCGGUUGCGAACAUUGCCGACCGAGAUUAUUAAUUUGCAAAAUCUUCAACAACUUUCGCUGAGGAACAAUCCUUUGGUUCACAAUUUUGUUUAUAAUAUGACGAUUGAUCCGCCGAGUUUGAAAGAGUUGGCUGGAAGAAUGGUGCGACAGAAGAUGCACAAAAUUCCACUUCGGGAGUAUUUACCACUGUGAGUUGUGAAGGAGGAUUGGGACGGGGGCUUCGGGAAGCGACUUUUUUCAAAAGUAGAUUUUGCUCAGUGGUAGUGCUGGCUUCUAGCAAUCUCAAGAACCCAAGUUCGAUCCCCACUUCCCGCUACCCUCCCAAAAUCCAAAUUCUUCCAGCGAGCUAAUCGACUAUCUCCAUUCCGCGUGUCAAUGCGUCAAUCCAAAAUGUAAAGGCGUCUAUUUCGAAGCUCGCGUGGAACACGUGAAAUUCGUCGACUUUUGCGGGAAAUACCGCGUGCCCCUCUUGCAAUUCUUGUGUUCUCCAAGAUGUUCUUCCGGUGUGCCGGCUGUUACGUAUGAUACAACAAGUAGUGAAUCAGAGGAUGAAUUUCAACCAAGAAUGCGCAGAGUUUUGCUGGGUUAG
Caenorhabditis angaria is the source of this 2262-nucleotide messenger RNA. The record is from the annotation of a GenBank genome assembly. Lineage: Eukaryota; Metazoa; Nematoda; Chromadorea; Rhabditida; Rhabditidae.